AUGACGCGCGCACAGCAAACCAUCUCAAUCGGCCUCCUCGUCACUUCUCUCUAUCUCUCCUUGUACCUACAGCUCGUUCCCCUCCCCGACGUGGUCCAGACCGAGAUCGUCCCCGUUCUCCCCUUCUGGGCCCUCGUCUCCUUCGGCGCGUACCUUCUCUUCCGCCUCGGCUGGAACGUGAUGACCUUCCACGACGUGCCCGAGGCCCACAAGGAGCUGACGGCCGAGAUCGAGCUGGCCAAGGCCGACCUCCGGCGCCUGGGCGUCGACGUGGAUUGA
Molecule: messenger RNA, 279 nt
Organism: Annulohypoxylon truncatum
Lineage: Eukaryota; Fungi; Ascomycota; Sordariomycetes; Xylariales; Hypoxylaceae
Product: dolichol-phosphate mannosyltransferase subunit 3
Exons: 3
Coding region: 1-279 (92 amino acids)
Biological process (GO): GPI anchor biosynthetic process
Cellular component (GO): endoplasmic reticulum membrane; dolichol-phosphate-mannose synthase complex
Source: RefSeq, a predicted model, not a curated record